UUUAUCUGCUGCAGAGACUGCGGGCUGGCAUAACAAUGACAGUGGCUGCCGUCAGGAAAGAACAAAGAGAGCACAGACACUCUUAAAUACUCCUUAAUAAUACACCGCAAUGUGAAUGGGACAUCAUUCAAAUACAGUCUCUAAAUGUCAGAACGAUAGCACAAACGGCCUGGCCGCAGAAAGGAACAAGGUCCGAUCACAAUCAGGUUGCCAAGGAUUGCAAGAAAACAACAGACCUAUCUGGUGACUGAAUUUGUUAACCUGAGGAGUCACAAUGAGUUUUUCACCGUUACUCUCAAGGGGCGCAAUGGAUAUUCUAGAAGAGUUGCAGCUGCUAACAGCAAAAACAAUGGAGAAAAUAGAAGUCUCGAAACAUUACGAAAUCAUCAGGGAAUUGGGAAAAGGAACGUACGGCCGAGUUGACCUCGCUAUUCACAAAACAAGAGGUACAAAAAUGGCUCUAAAAUUUCUAAGGAAGAAGACGACCAAACAAAAAAGCUUCCUACAGGAAUAUUGCAUUUCUCGUUAUUUGUCUUCCUGCCCCUAUAUUAUCAGCAUGUACGACAUAGCUUUUGAAACCAACGAAUAUUAUGUUUUUGCACAGGAAUACGCUGUGGCUGGAGAUCUGUUUGAUAUCAUCCCACCGCAGGUUGGCCUCUCUGAGCACACCACAAAGCGCUGUAUAUACCAAGUUGCUCUAGCACUGGAUUAUCUGCACAACAGGAAAUUAGUCCAUCGCGAUAUCAAGCCUGAAAAUAUUCUAAUUUUUGACAAAGAAUGUCGAAAAAUUAAACUCUCCGAUUUUGGCAUGACCAGGAUUGCCGGCACAACAGAAAAACGCGUGAGUGGUACCAUUCCAUAUACUGCUCCAGAACUUUGCGAGACCUCAAAGCAUAGCGGAUUUUUAGUGGAAUACAGCAUUGACGUGUGGGCGUUCGGCGUUCUUCUGUUUUGUAUGAUGACUGGUAACUUUCCCUGGGAGAAAGCACUACAUUUGGACUCGUUCUACUAUGAAUUUUUACAGUGGCAACGGUACAAAAGCACCACAAUACCUUCUCAGUGGCGUAAAUUCACACCCCAUGCCCUUAAAAUGUUUAGCAAGCUGCUGUCUAUUGAGCCAGAAAAACGAUGCGCCAUUAAAGACGUAUUGUGGUAUUUUGCCAAGACGUGGUUAGUGAACAAGGAGGAACCGCCGAACGCCGACGUAAAAACCAAUAGCAACAUUUUUGCACACAUUAAACCGCAAGGUCUCUCCCUCGGCGGAGGCUCCGAUAAUAUCAACAGCAAUAAAACGGAGACCAGCCCCAGCUUAUCGUUCUCGUCUUGCAGUAGCUACGAAGAUGUAGCAAAAGACACUAAUUCUAAUGCCAUUCUAGUUUCAACAGCUAUUGAAAUAUGCGUAUGAAAACAAAUUGAAAUUGACGUAUGCGCCAGCAUAGCGAGCCUGCUUGCCUACACCUAAUAACUACAGGUGUUUCACUUCAAAAAUCAUUGCAACCACGUGCCAAGUAUUUUCAAUAUAUAUGUGAUUAAAUGAAAAUAGAUUUAAUACCGUCAGGAGAGAUUUGGUCAAAAAGAUAUAUAUAAAGAAAUAUAAGUCCUAGUACUGGACUUGUUUAGAAAUAUCCUGUGCCUACAUUAGCCGAGGAUUCUGGGAAAUGUUACCAACCAACACAAGUUUUAAAAGUUAGAAGGUCAAAUGCUGACAUGACGUUAAUGUUUACUUUUUUUUGUUUGUU
This is a messenger RNA of Pelobates fuscus (common spadefoot toad), 1739 nucleotides long. Its product is annotated as serine/threonine-protein kinase SBK1-like. NCBI's taxonomy places the organism in Eukaryota, Metazoa, Chordata, Amphibia, Anura, Pelobatidae. Gene Ontology annotation, molecular function: protein serine/threonine kinase activity; ATP binding. Gene Ontology annotation, biological process: peptidyl-serine phosphorylation; peptidyl-threonine phosphorylation. The coding region runs from base 275 to 1405 and encodes 376 amino acids. The record is from RefSeq and is a predicted model, not a curated record. The transcript is spliced from 5 exons.